Molecule: messenger RNA, 729 nt
Organism: Bipolaris maydis ATCC 48331
Lineage: Eukaryota; Fungi; Ascomycota; Dothideomycetes; Pleosporales; Pleosporaceae
Product: P-loop containing nucleoside triphosphate hydrolase protein
Biological process (GO): mitochondrial respiratory chain complex III assembly; protein insertion into mitochondrial inner membrane from matrix
Cellular component (GO): mitochondrial inner membrane
Molecular function (GO): ATP hydrolysis activity; ATP binding
Source: RefSeq, a predicted model, not a curated record
AUGGAAUCCAUCACACUAGAUGAUUCUACAAAACAAAGUGUUGUGAAGGACAUAGGGGACUUCCUGCAACCAAGCUUUGCUCAAAUGUGUCAGAAGAAUGGUAUUCCAUGGCGCCGGGGCUAUCUUCUUCACGGACCACCUGGAACCGGAAAAACAAGUUUCGUCAAAGCUAUAGCUGCAUAUUUCCAACUUGAUGUAUACAUACUAUCACUUCAAGACAGCGAAAUGGAUGACACAGAGCUGCAAAACAUCUUUAUGACUCUCCCACAAAAAUCUAUUGUUCUGGUUGAGGAACUAGAUCGAAUCAGUGUUGCACGCAGGAAAAGCAAAGAAGUGAGCUUCGUCCAGAAUGGCCUUGAACAGAAUGAUGUAAAGUUCUCACUCUGUGGUUUGUUAAGUAGCUUGGAUGGAUUUGCUACCGCGGAAGGAUAUAUCCUGAUAGUAACAUCCAAUCGGCCCGAACUGCUUGAUGAGACCCUCACCCGUCCAGGCCGUAUCGAUCGUAAGAUUGAGUUUAAGUUGUCGACAAAGGCCUCGGCGAUGAAGAUGUUUGUUAAGAUUUACGAAGGGAAACAGGCUAACGUACAUAUGUUGGCCAAGCGGUUCGGGGACCUUAUACCAGACAACAAACUCAGCCUAGCAAGGAUCCAGGAGUUUCUGCUCGCGUCCAACCCCGAAGAUGCUAUUACGCGGGCUUCAGUACACAAUAGCAAUUGUGAAGAUGGUUGA